AUGGGGCCCCCGGGCAAUAGGGGAUCAUGGGGCCCCUGUGUCCUUGCCCAAACUCAAAAAAGCCUAUGAAAAAGGAUCCCUUAAGAGUGGAGACCAGCUCCUUCUCACCCCUGCCUACUGAGUUCAAAAGACUUCUCCAAGUCUCUAGAUCAAGGGGAGGUAUCAGGGAACCAGGGGCGGACUGACAACUCAUGGGGCCCCCGGGCAAUAGGGGAUCAUGGGGCCCCUGUGUCCUUGCCUAAACUCAAAAAAGCCUAUGAAAAAGGUACCAGGGUCAUCUCAUUGGGCCCCCUACUGACCCUGGGCCCUAAGGCAGUGCCCGAGUUUCCAAAUGGUCAGUCCGCCCCUGC
Staurois parvus is the source of this 350-nucleotide messenger RNA. The record is from the annotation of a GenBank genome assembly. NCBI's taxonomy places the organism in Eukaryota, Metazoa, Chordata, Amphibia, Anura, Ranidae.